UCCACCCGCCGGAAGUACGAUUAACAGGACCCUCUGUGGCGCAAAAAUGGAGGAUAACAUUAAAGAUCUCAGCCGACCUCAGAUGUAUUUAUUUGGUUGCUCACUGAAAGCUGAUAAGAAAGAGCACAAAGUUGAUUUGGAUGAUGAUGAGGCUGAACAUCAGCUGUCACUCAAGGCGGUGUGUUUGGGAGCUGAGGCCGAGGAUAAAUUCCACACCGUGGAGAUGGAGGGAUUGACCUACGAUGGCAAAACCACCAAAAUCACUCUUGCUGUUCUGAAGCCAUCCGUUCUGCCUUCUCUAAGUCUGGGAGGUUUUGAGGUCACGCCUCCUGUGUCCUUUCGCCUGCGGUCCGGAGGGGGGCCGGUCUACAUCAGCGGUCAGCAUUUUGUCAGCGUGAAGGAAUCGGAUGAUGAGGAUGAGGAAGAGGAGGAGAAUAAUACAUCGCCAGUAAAGAGACCUUCCAAUAUGACCCUCACAAAAGUUCCUCAGAAAAAGCUGAAAAUGGACUCAGAUGAAGACGAGGAUGAGGAUAGUGACGAUGAUGAUGACGACGACGAUGAUGAUGAUGAAGACGACGACGACGAUGAUGAUGACGAUGAUGACGACAAAGAGGUAAAGGCUGUUGAAAAGAGCCCCGUCAAAACCCCUCAAAAAACCCCAGAGAAGAAGGGCGCAGGUAAGCAGAACGGCUCAACAGACAAGAAAGCCGGGACAUCAGGGAAGACCCAAACACAGACACCACAGAAAGUAAAAGACAAGUCCGAAGCAGGGCCUUCUGGAAAGUCUCCCAGCACUCCCAACCUGAGCGAGGUCAAAAGCAAACUUUCAUCAGCGGCUAAAGAGGGGAGGCCACUUCCAAAGACGGAACAGAAGUUUGAGAACUACGCUAGAAGCUGUUUCAGGAUCUCCGAUAAACAAGUGAUCAAAGACCUUUGGAACUUUUUACAAUCACUAAAAAAGUAAUGGCUGCUCUGCGCUCCCCUUCCCGUCCCGGUGCAGCAGAAGUCUGGGCCGAGCCAGUAACGGCUCUUCAGCUGUGCGAUCUGGCCUCUUCUCGUCUUAACGCGAUCCGCCUGCUCUUCUCUCACUUUAAAGAUGGAUAGAGCAGAAGGAACCUGAGCAAUGGCAGAGAUAUCAUGCUUCAUGUUUUAUGUUUUUUGUUUUUUUUUUAAAUUAUGGAUUUUUUUUUCGCCCGCAGUGGUUUCCUAGAAGAACAUUUAAUGGGAUGUUGUGCUAAAACAGUUAUAAUUUUAAAGGGUGAAUCCCACUAAAUCUUUUUUUUACUAAAUCUUUGCAGCUCAUAGUUCAUCUCAAAACACACAAAAAAAGAAAUGAUAUUUUGCAUGAAGUAAAUGAAGCCUGUUUUGGACUAAAUAAAUGUUUGUUUUUUUUAUUACGAUUUUUCAAAAGACUUAAAUUUCCCCAAAUAACAUAAUGUGAAAAAAAAAAAAAAAGUAUUUAUACAUCAUGGAUUGAUUUUUGUUAGGGAUUAUAAUUUAUGGUGAUUUAAAACAGAUUGUAAUCAUGGUAAAUAAAAAUAUACAGCAUAAAAUCAAUCAUUUUAUUUUAUUAUAAUAGGAAUCAUUAAAAAUAAUGUGGGGGAAAAAGUGAUACUAAUGCAAUAAUGUUAAUGUUCAUUAAAACAGGCUUUGUUGUUUUAAUGCAAAAUAUAAUGUUCUUUUUUUUCUUUUGCUUUUUCGGGUAAAAUUUGAUCCUGAUUGUUUUUGUGAGCAUCACUCUUAAAUAGAAAACCAAUGGUGCUGGUUUAUUAUGAUUUUCUAAAAAGUUUUUGUGAUGCCAUUAAAAAACUAAAACAUUAUCUUGAACAAAAUAGUUUAUUCACUACCAGCCCAAGACCAAUUUGCUUCUUGUGCAUAUUUGAAACCGUAAUCACUGCGAAUCAUCCCGUUAAUUUCUUCUUAUGAAGAUGGCAGCUGAAGUGUAAUAAUGUAAAAGAUUGAGUGGCAUUCUGAGUGUUCCGUCUGAUUGAAGAUUCCGUCUAGUUCACAGUAUUCAGGAUUCUGCCUGGCAGAGAUUCCAAUGGCCUUCAACGUUUAAACUUUACAAUUAUCCUAAGUGCUAUAGACUCUCCCGUAAAAAUCCUCUUGAGAAGAACGGCCAGAAUAUUAUACCUUGUUAAAAAGAUGAAUGUUAGUCCAUGGUUUAGGUCAUUAAAUACGAUAAAAAAAAUAAUUAGUUGAUGUAAAACUUUAAAAUCAUGCUUUCCCUGUUUUACGUUUUUGUCAUAUCAGUUGUUUUUUAUUUUCACUAGGCCAUUUUAAUUUGUUAGCGCUGAUAGAUAAACCCCUUGAAUAUAUGUAGGUGUUUUUGAAGGCAGAAGAAUCAGUCCUUGAGCUGUUUUAAUUGAUUUUGUUCUGUGAACUUGCUACAAGCCUAAUUCCCGACAAUGUAUAUGCUGCAAACAAGCAGUGCGUUUCAACAAAACUCUGUUGCUCCAUCGUUCCUACAAAAUGGUUUGUAAUGCAAUUUUGUUGAUGUCAGUGUCAUUGGAAGCAAUUUAAUUUUGCUGCAUCAUUCUGAUCACUUGCAGCGCUAGUUUGGUUUCCUUUGUUUGGUUAAUCUGUGAAAUAAAUACUGUAUAACAAGUUUUUGUCUGUGAAUUAUAAUCUUGUGAAGUUACCUAUACUCCACCUUUGGGUAACCAAGUGCACCGAUAAGGUGUUGUUGUGACAGCUAAUGUCAAGAUCAUGUUCUUACCACAUAACGUUUUCAGAACAAGACAUCUGGCUAGACUAGCACAAAAUAUAUAUAUAUAUAUAUAUAUAUAUAUAUAUAUAUAUAUAUAUAUAUAUAUAUAUAUAUAUUGCAUCAUACAGUUGCGGCAUGCUUUUAAUUUUCGUGUCCAGCUAUAAUAAUUCCAUUUACUAAUAACAGAAGUGAAUUGAUUGAUUUAAUGAUUUAAUUAUUAAACCUACAUAACCUUUGAAUGUUGACUCAAAACAGCUCUGAUGAAGUAAAUGUAAGAUGAUGCUCUAAACUAUUACAGCGCUCGCCAACAGAGACCAUGCUAAGCACAAAUGUACCUUUCUCUUGCUCUUGAAAGUCUCCAGCCUAUUUGCCCAGCUGAGGUGUUCACCUGAUCGGUUCGUUUGUUCUCUGUUCUAUCAUUGUCUGAAACGGAAACAAUAAAAAAGUGUCAACCAUU
Messenger RNA from Puntigrus tetrazona (Sumatra barb), 3167 nucleotides. RefSeq names its product nucleophosmin 1b (gene npm1b). Gene Ontology annotation, cellular component: nucleolus; ribonucleoprotein complex; cytoplasm. Lineage: Eukaryota; Metazoa; Chordata; Actinopteri; Cypriniformes; Cyprinidae. Bases 47 to 964 code for a protein of 305 amino acids. The transcript has 11 exons. The record is from RefSeq and is a predicted model, not a curated record. Gene Ontology annotation, biological process: ribosomal large subunit biogenesis; positive regulation of transcription by RNA polymerase II; regulation of centrosome duplication. Gene Ontology annotation, molecular function: histone binding; chromatin binding; RNA binding.